CGCAAGUAGUGCUUCAGAAAUGGCGGCUGAUGCUGGCAGUUCUCCGCUACAGCUACCCUGCGUUUUUUCACCCAAAUCACGACAGUACUUAGCACUGUGUGCCCAGGAUGGCAGACUUCGCAUUUGGAACACAGAUAGCAGAACACUUCACCAAGAAUAUGUGCCUUCAGCCCAUUUGAGUGCCACUUGUACCUGCAUAACCUGGGGACCAUGCCGGAUAGUCAAGGAAGGGCCUCAGAGGAAGAAGAGGAAAUCGGAGGUAGGGCAGGUGGAGGAGAAGGCAGACCUGUUGGCGAUGGGCACAGCAGCAGGCACUGUGCUCAUCUACAGUACAGCAAAAGGAGCACUGCACUGUACCCUGGAUGGAGGCCAUAGUGGAGGAGUGAAUUGUGUCCAGUGGCACCCUGAAGACAGUUUAUUAUACAGCGGUUCAGAUGAUACAAACAUUAUUGAGUGGGACCUGCAGACAGGCAAGGCACGAAGUAAGUGGAAGGCGGACCGUGCGGCCGUGACCAGUUUGUGUGUGAGCCACGAUGGUAAACUGCUGCUUUCGGCUGGGCAGAUAAUCAAGAUGUGGGACUUGGACACCAAGGAGGUUUACAGGAAAUUCACAGGCCACUCCACAGCUGUGACGACCCUGCGCUUUGCCACCACGAGACCUCCUGACAGCAACGGCCUCUAUUUCCUGUCUGGUGCUGCUCACGACCGACUGCUCAGUGUAUGGCAAGUACGAGAGGAUGGAAAGGACAAGAACUCGGUGGUGUCCUUCACACUGACGGACGAGCCGCAGCACAUCGAUCUUGUCACGUCCAACAGCAAGGAAGAGGCGGUGAGGCUGGCAGUGGUGUGUAAGGACGGACAGUUGCAUCUCUUUGAGCACUUUUUAAAUGGGCCUUGUAAGAAGCCCUUGUCACCCUCAUGUACGGUGCAGAUGUCAGACACAAAGGACUCCCCAAUGCCGAUCCCCCUGCUGGCAGCAGCCCUCAGAGCUGAUACUAGGACUGUGGUGCUGGCCUACGGCAACCACCUACAGCCUGUGAUGGAGAGAGCGGAAAUCAACACAGCAGAAAGACAUGUGUGCUUGACCCGGGAUGUUCAGACGAGCUUGUCCCUUUCCAUGGAAACCACUGUCUCCAAGGUGAAAACCCCGAUUGUCAACGCCAAGAGCAGAGUAUUGGUCCCAGGGCUUCCAGGCCACCAAGCCCCAGUUAAAGGAUCAGAGAAGAGGAAAAAAGACACAGACACCAAAGAGAUGUCAAUAGCAGAGCGACUAGGUGAAAUUGAUCUGUCUACAGUCUCCACCGAGAAAGGAGCUCCUAAAGGGACGGCCUCUUUACAGACAGACAAUUUUGCUGUGCUGCUGGUGCAGGGCCUGGAGAGCAAUGACGCCAGCAUCCUAAAUAAAGUUUUCCAGACUCGCAAAGAGAUGGUAAUAAAGAAAACGGUUGCUCGGUUACCCCUCCCUGCAGUUUUACCAUUAGUGGAAGAGAUCACAAAGAGGCUCCAGGGGCAUCCUUUUACGGCCGUUCUAAUGGUACGGUGGCUCAAGGCCGUGCUCAUGCACCACACAUCAUACUUGGCAUCGCUGCCAGACCUGGUUACCCAGCUGGGGGUGCUUUAUCACAUGAUUGAGAGCAGAGUGAAGAUGUUCCACAAGCUAACAAAGCUGCAUGGGAAACUGUAUCUCCUGAUGACACAGGUGGCGACAAGUGACAGCAGUAACACAAUUACAGAUGUUGACCGCACAGCUAAGCUGGUGUAUGAAGAGGAAUCAUCUGAUGAAGAUGAGGCCUCUGGUGAUGAAGGUCUUCCUGAUGACGACUCUGAUAACUGGGAAGAGGAGGCAGAUGAGGAAGAUGAGGAUCCAGAUAGCAGACAAGAAUCCAAAGCUAACGGAGAGGAAGACAUGGAGCACGAGAACGAGAGCGAAGAAGAAUGAAUGAGGAAAAAAAAAAAAAAGAAAUGCCAAUCACACAUAAAAUGGACCUGAAAGAGUUAUAUAUACUUUCAUUUUAUUUUCAUGCUUUUGAUUUUAUUAUCAGAACAAAGUAUGGUUUUACAGAAUCAAGGGACAGAUGUCGGAACGUGGGCAGCUCGGCCCCCUGCCUCGUCACAACGUAAUUCAGCCGCAGCGUCGGUGAUGUGAUGCUCGCUGUCUUUCCCCUCCCGUCUGAGGAUCAGAUGCAGCAUUUUAGGGAGGAGGAGGCAAAAACGAUGUGAGUUCUCCCCCUCUGCUCCAUCAGAUCAGUCUGCAUACCAGCGCUAUAUCCCGAGUUUGCGCUGAAAACGGCUGAAAGAUACCAUCAGGUGUUGUUCCAGUUUGCCUACAUAGUAGUCUGCAUUCCAAAUUCUGUGUGGUUAUAUAAUAAAUAGUAUUAGGAUAUAUUGUACGUCCAGCUUAACAGUAGGUGAGACAGCAGUCUGUCUGUAAUUGGUUUACUCUAACUGAACUCUGUAGGUCAUCUGGAACGCUCCUGGUUGUUCAGCUGAGCCCACAGAUGCAAACACAGCUCAGGUGUGGAGUUGGGAUGCAGGCUCCCCGGCUGUUUGUUGUACAGAAAAUUGCUUUGUCCAGAGGUGGGCUUGCCAGGCAAGACUAUACAUCAUGUCCACUCCCCCCCCCCCCAUACACACACACACACACACACACACAAUGUAAAUCUGUAUGUACAGUGAAGUGUUUGUAUGAGCUCUUCCCUCUACAGCUGUCCCCCAGAAAUCCUUGGGAUUAAAUGAACUCCCAUGAAGUCGCCU
This is a messenger RNA of Toxotes jaculatrix (banded archerfish), 2754 nucleotides long. It is a transcript of the gene wdr43, whose product is annotated as WD repeat domain 43. Gene Ontology annotation, biological process: maturation of SSU-rRNA from tricistronic rRNA transcript (SSU-rRNA, 5.8S rRNA, LSU-rRNA). The coding region runs from base 20 to 1939 and encodes 639 amino acids. Gene Ontology annotation, molecular function: protein binding. Lineage: Eukaryota; Metazoa; Chordata; Actinopteri; Toxotidae. The record is from RefSeq and is a predicted model, not a curated record. The transcript has 18 exons. Gene Ontology annotation, cellular component: nucleolus.